Molecule: messenger RNA, 13683 nt
Organism: Coregonus sp. 'balchen'
Lineage: Eukaryota; Metazoa; Chordata; Actinopteri; Salmoniformes; Salmonidae
Source: the annotation of a GenBank genome assembly
UCGACCCCACGUCGCCCCCAAGGAGCAGGUUGGGACCCAGCGGGCCCCUUUCCAAACAGAGGAGGGGGAGGGGAGGGGGGGGAGGAGGCGGAGGGGGAGCAAGAGGCAAGUAACUCAGAGGUUUUGAACCCCAAAAAAAAAACCACUGGGGGACUGGGGGGAGAGGAAAGGGGGCAGGAGGGGGAGGGGGAGCCAGAAAGGCCCCAAAAGGGAAUAUUUUGAUUUGGGUGUGGGGGGGGGACUGACGCAAGGGGAAAUUGUGUUUUUGGGGUGUGUGUUUAUGUGUAGGGUAUGUUUUUAAAGGGAAGGGGUUUUGUGGGGGGGUUUUUUUGGAGGGAGUGUGUGGAGGAGUGGGGGUUUUUUUGGGUUAAGGGUGUGUUUUGUGGGGUGUUUUUUGGGGGAAAGGGGUGGUUUGGGUUUUUUGGGGGUUUGUUUGGGGGGGUGGUUUUUAAAGGGGAGGUGUUUUUGGGGGGGUUUUUUUAAGGGUUGGGUUUUUGUUGGUUUAAAUUAAAAAGGGUGGGGUAUGAUUUGUGUUUUUUAAGGGUGUGUGUCUGUGGGGUUUUUGGGUUUGGGGGGCUGUGUGUAUAGUGAAAUGUGGGGGUCCAACCCUUUGGUGAGUGUUUUGACACAGAAAGGGGGGUUAGGGGUGUUUGAAGCGGGUGGUGAUUGAAGCGGGGUGGUGUUUGAAGCGGGUGUGUGAUUGAAGGGGGGUGGGUGAUUAAAGGGGGGGUUAUUUUUUGAACCCUUUAACACUCUUGGGUUUCAUAAAGCGGGGUUUUGGGCCUUUGGUUUUGGUUGGGUUUGUGUGUGUGUGUGGUGUGUGGGUGGGGUGGUGUGUGGGACAGUUUAAAACGCCUUUUCGAACAAAAAAAGUAAAACCCAGAGCUGCGCCCCCAAAAAAACCCCCUUUUCCCCUUUAAUAGGAAAUACCCAGCUAGCAUUUAACGUUCUGAAAAACCAUUUUUGUUUUUUUAGACCUUGGGUUUUGAGGGGGGCGGGUUGUCCUUUUGGUUAUUUGCAUAAAACCCUUCCCAACGUUCUAAAAAAGGUGAGAAUGGGUUGUUUGGGCUCUGGAACAUUUAAGCACAUUUAAGGAACUUGAAAAAAAAAAACGUUUUUUUUCUUGGCAUUUUUUUACUUUAACAAAAACUUUCCUAAAAGUUCGAAAAUGUACAUUCAUUUAAAAUUUUGGGUAAUGUUUGGAAUGUUUCCAAAGGGUUUUGGGACUUUGGAAAAUUUUUUUUGAAACAUUCGUGAACUUUUUUAAGGAAAAACCUUUAAAAUUUUCCGUUCCCGGGAAAAAAAUUUCAAGGAACCAAAAGUAAAACAUUCUCGGGAAUCCCCCGGGAAACCCAAAAAAAAAAACUUUCCCAAAGAAACAGGCAUAACUUUUUUCGUUUUUGUUCUCAAAAACCCUUAAAAAAUUUCUUUUUUUCCCGGUUAGGAAAACGUUUGGCUUCUUUCCCCAAAAACCAAUGAAAAAACCCAAAAAACAUAUGUUCCCCAAUUUAGGGAAACCCAAAUGCGCUAGCUGGUUAUUUAUUGGUCAAAAUUUGGGUUGCAGUUCGGGGGGGGGCCCGGGCGGGGACUUUUAGCCCCAGACCAUUUCAUAUAAUUCCCCAAUAACAGUCUACCCCAAAACACACAACACACACCCCAAGGACACACACACACACAGACCCACACAACACACAGAAACACCCCACACACGGGACACACACACACACACACACCAGAACAAACACACAAAAAAGGGGACAACACAGACACACACAGAACACACAAAACCCCAAAAGACACAGACAAGACACACCCAACACCCCACAGACACACACACACACCAAAAACAAAACACUCCACUUUUUCCCCAACUCUGGCCUGCUAGAUAGAUAAAUUAGCUCUAGAAAAAAAUUCCCCCUCCCCAGGGGUACAGGUGUACAGUAUCUAACCCCAAGUGGUUCUCGCUUGUCCCCCGUUUACCCCAGGAAUUUUGGGGGGUUAUGGAGAGAGAAAAAUUUAAUUUUUUCCAAACUUUCAGGAAUGGGAAGGGAAAGUUUUUUUUGCCUUGUCAGGGCUAAUUUCUGGUCCUUUCCAAAAUAGUUUCUUUGGGUUUUUAAUUUUUUUGUAGGUGGGGGGGGGGGGGUAGAAGGGUGCAUCUGGGCCCUUUUAAAUUUUGAAAUUUUUACCAAAGUUUUGGGAGAGUUGGUUAGGAGGUGGGGGGUGUGGCCUGAGCUUAAAAGUUUAAAGGUUUUGUAUCAGUCAGCAGAGGAAAUGUUUAAGGGAUUUCAUUUAAAUUUUCCUUUCAAGAUCAUUGGAACUGAAUCUCAGAAACCCCUUUCCAAAAAAACAUUAACAUAGGGAAAACACCCGGGGCUCAUUUGAAUGUUUAAAAGUCAGAAAAAAAGCCCGGAAAUUUUAUCGAAUGGUUAAAAAGUCAGAAAACAGCCCGGAUCAUCUUUAAUGUGCUUUUGGGGCAAGACGAAAUAUUUGAUUAGAUUUUUUUCACCUAAUUUUAGGAGGUUUUUUGAGAGUUAAAAGUGCCCCGGGGUAUUAUAGAGUUUAAAAGUGCCCAGGGGUAUUAAGAGAGUUAAAAGUUUCCCCGAGUAUUAUGGAGUUAAAAAGUGCCCAAGAGUUUUUAGAGAGUUAAAAAUGCCCCGAGUAUUUUAGAGAGUUUAACAGGGGGCCCCGCACCCACCAAAAACCCGGCUAGAACCUGGCUGCCAGCAACGCAUUUUAAAUUGUUUUUGGUCAGAAGCUUUCCCGGAAGGAUAUUUAGGAAAACAUAGCUAAAAUGAUCUCAAAGCCCACCACAACCCAAAAAAGCUGAAGGAAUCCAGGGAAAAAAUGCUAAAAUGAUCUCAAUGCUUUACCCCAACAAAAAAGCUGAAGGAUAUCCCGGGGAAAAAAUAGCUUAAAAAGAAACCAAGGUCACCACAACAAACAGCUGAAAGGGAACCAGGAAAAACUAGUAAAAAAGGGUUCAAAAUUUUCACCCCAAAAAAACAGUGAAGGUAUCCAGGAAAAACAUAGUAAAAUGAUCUAAAUUUUCAAAAACAACAAAAAAACUGGGAAAGGGUAUCCCCGGAAAAAAUAGCUUAAAAAAGAUCUAAUUUCACCACAACAAAAAAGUGAAGGAUUUUCCAGGAAAAAUAGAUAAAAUGAAACCUUUAAUGGAAAUUUUAAACCAACCCCAAAACAGCUGAAGGGGUAUUCGGAAAAAAUAGCUAAAAAAGAUCUCAAUGUCACCACAAAAAAAAAAGGGUGAAGGAUAUCCCGGAAAAAAUAGCUAAAAAAGAACUCCCAAAAACUCACCCCAAAAAAAAAGCUGAAGGAAUUUCCAGGAAAACAUAGCUAAAAUUAUCUAAAGCCCCACCACAACAAACAGUGAAGGUAUCCAGGAAAAAAAUAGCUAAAAAGAUCUCAAAAACUCACCACAACAAACAGCUGAAAAGGUUUUCCGGAAACAUAGCUGAAAAAAGAAAAUUUAAUUUCACCACAACAAAAAAGGGUGAAGGAUAUCCAGGGGGAAAAAAUAGCCAAAAUGAUCUCAAUGCUAUUACAACAAAAGCUUUAAGGAUAUUUGGAAAAAAAUAGCUUAAAAAAAGGGAAUUUUCCCAAGCUCCCACAAAAAAAACAGCGGGAAAGGGGAAACCAAAGGAAAAAAAUAGUAAAAUUCUCAAUUCUCACCAAAAACAAACAGUGAAAAGGGUAUUGGAAAAAAUAGCUUUAAAAAGCCCCACCACAACAAAAAAAAAUUUUACAAUGUUUAAAAAAAUAGGUUUUCUCUAAAGGAAAGUAGGGGCAUCUUGGCAGUAUAAUUAAAUUUUAAAAAAAAUUUAAAAUUAAUAUUUCCAUUUUGCAGACGCUUUUAUCCAAAGCGGGCUUUUCAGUAAAGGGGGGUACAUUUUUUUUGUUUUUGGUGGUUUGGGGGCCCGGGGGUCGAGACAAAAUAAAUGAGAAUUUUUGUCCUUUCCGGGAAAAGGAAAAAGGGAACCUUUUCCCCCCCGAUACGUGAUCAAACUGAUAUCAGAGGGGGCUUGGUGGGAUGUAUCACGGAGGAAUUUGGGGCAUGCCCCGGGUCGAAAGUGAACCAGAAGAUUUCAAAUAACCUCGAAUGGAAUCUUUAAGCUGUGGAACCAUCAGACCCAAAAUCAACAUUUUGAAAGACAAGGGGGGGGAAAAGGGGAAAAAAAGGUCCAGGGCCCGGGCCUUCCCUUUAUCCCGGGGCCUGUCUGCUAGACUGAGGAAAAAAAAAAGCCAGCAAAAUUUAUUUUUAAUUUAGGGCAUCAAGGGGAAACAAGUCUCAACUUCGAUUUUCGGCAAAUACUGGGGUAGGGGAAAGGGGAAACAGGGGAAUGGGUGAAAAAAAGGGCCCAUUUAAGGGCCCGGGAAAAGGGUGCAGGAAAACCCUUUCCCGUUGAAGAAAAAAUCCCCGUGCCCCGAGGAAAAGACAUUGACUACUACAGUGAUGCCCAAGGGCCCCGCUUAUGUUAAAUUGAGAAAAAAGUUUUUCCCCCCUUUCCCCCCAAAACAAUGACGUAUUUUCCCUAAGUUAAAGGGUUUUCUGGAAAAAAAAAAUAUAAUUAGCCGAGCAAAUGGAUAAUGGCAAUAAAAGACAAAUAUAAAACAGGAAACCCAAAACAUGUAUGUAAAUUGUAAAAAAUUUUUUAGUGUCGGCAUAGAAUGGGAGGGUGAGGAGGGUGAAAGGGGGGGUGUUUGUGGAGGAGUGGUGAAGGGGGGUUGGGGUGUGGAGGGGGGGGAAAUGGAUGUGGGGGGGGAGGAGUGGGGGAAAAGGGAGAUGGUGUGGAGGGUGGUGAAGGGGGAUGUGUUGGAGGGGGAGUUGGGGGGAAGGGGGAUGUGUGUGGAGGAGUGGUGAAGGUGGAUGUGUGGGGGAGGAGUGGUGAAGGUAUAAAGUGGGUGGUGAAGGGAAAAGUGUGUGGAGGAGUGGUGUGAAGGGAGAUUGUGUGGGAGGAGUGGUGAAGGUAGAUGUGUGUGGAGGAGUGGUGAAGGUAGAUGUGUGUGGAGGAGUGGUGAAGGUGGAUGUGUGUGGAGGAGUGGUUUAAAGGGGGGAGGGGGCUUUUGGAGGGAAAAUGGGAAGGUUUGAGUGUGUGGGGAGUGGUUUAAGGUAGUGGUUGGGGAGUUUGGGGAAAGGGGGAUGUGUGUGGGGGAGGGGGGGGAAGGUGGGUGGUGGGGAGGAGUGGUGAAGGUGGAAAGGGGGGGGGGGGGGAGGGGAAAGGGGGGUUUUUGAAAGGGGAUUUUUGAAAGGGGAGUGGUGGAAGGGGGGGAUUGGGGGGAGUGGGGAAGGGGGAGUGGGAAGGGGGGUGAAGGUUUGGGGGGUGUGGGGGGUGUGUAGUUAGGGGUGGAUCUUAAGGGGGGUUGGGGGGGGGCAAGGGGGAAAGACAGAGGUGGGGGUAAAAGGGGUGGAUGGGUUUUAAAAAGGGGGUAAGGGGUUUGGAGGGGGGAAAAAACUGGGCCGGGAAAGGGUUAAAGGGGGGGUAAGGGAAAGGGGGUGGGGAGAAAAUGGGGGCCCGGGGGGUAAAGGGGGGGGGGGGGGGGGGGGGGGGGGGGGGUAAGGAUAGGAGGUGGGGAUAAACUGGGCCUGGAUGGGUAAAGGGGGGGGAGGAUAGGAGGUGGGGGUAAAACUGGGCCCGGGGGGGGUAAAGGGGGGGUAAGGAUAGGAGGUGGGGGGUUAAAAAAUGGGCCCGGAUGGGGUAAAGGGGGGGUACGAUAGGAGGUGGGGAAAACGGGCCCCGGAGGGGGGGGGGGGGGGGGGGGGGUGGUAAGGAAAAGGAAAUGGGGCCUUUUUUUUUUUUAAGGGGGGGAUAAAAAUGGGGAUUUGGGUGGGAAAGGGGGGGGGGAAGGAUAGGAGGUGGGGAUAAACUGGGCCUGGAUGGGUAAAGGGGGGGGGGGGACGGGGUGGAGGGUGGGGGAUUAAAAAUGGGGCCCGGGUGGGGUUUAAAGGGGGGGGAGGGUGGAGGGGGGGGUAAACUGGGGCCGGGGGUGGGGGAAAGGGGGGGGGGAUGAUAGGAGGUGGGGGGUUAAAACUGGGCCUUUGGGUGGGUGGGGGGAAAGGGGGGGGGAAGGGUAGGAGGUGGGGAUUUAAAAGGGCCCGGAGGGGGGAAAGGGGGGGGAAAGGGGGGGAGGUGGGGUAAAAUGGGCCAUGGGAAAAGGGGGGGGGGGGUAAGGGGAAGGGGGGUGGGGAUAAACUGGGCCUGGAUGGGUAAAGGGGGGGGGGGGGGGUUGGGGAAAAAGGGGGGGGGGGGGGGGGUAAGGGUAGGAGGGGGGGGGAAAAAAAUGGGCCUGGAUGGGGGAAAGGGGGGGGGUUUUAAGGGUAGGAGGUGGGGAAAAAAACGGGGCCCCCGGGUGGGUAAAGGGGGGGGGGGGGGAAGGAAAGGGGGUGGGGAUAUAAACGGGGGCCUGGAGGGGGGAAAAGGGGGGGGGGGUUUUAAAGGGUAGGAGGUGGGGUAAAAUGGGCCCCGGGGUGGGGAAAGGGGGGGUGGUAAGGUAAAGGAGGUGGGGAUAAACUGGGCCUGGAUGGGUAAAGGGGGGGGGGAAGGAAAAGGAGGGGGGAUAAACUGGGCCUGGAUGGGGAAAGGGGGGGGAAGAUAGGAGGGGGGGGAAAAAUGGGGCCCGGAGGGGUUUAAAGGGGGGGGAAGGAUAGGAGGGGGGGAUAAAAAUGGGCCGGGGUGGGUUUAAAGGGGGGGGGUAAGGGUAGGAGGUGGGGAAAAAAACUGGGCCGGGGGGGUUUAAAGGAAGGGUUUAAGGGGAAGGGGGGGGGGAUAAAUGGGCCGGGUGGGUUUAAAGGGGGGGGGAAGGGUAGGAGGGGGGAUAAAAGGGAGGAGGGGUUUUUUUAAAAAGGGGGUAAAAAGGGGUAGGAGGUGGGGGGGUUUAAAAAAGGGGCCCGGAUGGGGAAAGGGGGGGGGUAAGGAUAGGAGGUGGGGAUAAAAUCCCCUGGAAAAAGGGGGUUUAAAGGGGGGGGGGUAAGGAUAGGAGGGGGGGGAAAAUUAAACUUUUUUUUUUGGGGGCCCGGAUGGGUUUAAAAAGGGGGGGGGAAAGGGUAGGUCGGGGGGGGUAGAUAACUUUUAAAGGCCUGGGUGGGUAAAGGGGGGGGGGGUUUAAAGGGUGGGGGGGGGUGGGGAAAAAAAACUGGGCCCGGGGUGGGUUUUAAAGGGGGGUAAAGGGUAGGAGGUGGGGAUUGGGUGGGGUAAAGGGGGGGGUUAAAAGGGGGGGUAAGGAUAGGAGGUGGGGAUAAACUGGGCCUGGAGGGGUAAAGGGGGGUGGGAUAGGAAAAGGGGGCCAAAAUUAUUUAAAAGGGUGGGGGUUUAAAAAAAAGGGGGUAAGGGUAAAGGUUUUAAAAGGAAAAAGGGGGGGGGGAAGGAAAACUGGGGGCCGGGUGGGAAAGGGGGUAAAAGGAUAAAAGGGGGUGGGGGAUAAAAAGGGGCCCGGAAGGGGGUCAAGGGGGUAAAGGAGAGGAGGGGGGCCCAAAACUGGGCCCGUUCCCACUGAUUCUCCACCCACCAUUCCACCCUGCAAUGAAACAUCCACAGCAUGAUGCUUCCACCACCAUGCUUCACUGUGGGGAUGGUGUUCUCGGGGUGAUGAGAGGUGUUGGGUUUGCACCAGACAUAGCGUUUUCCUUGAUGGCCAAAAUGCUCAAUUUUAGUCUCAUCUGACCAGAGUACCUUCUUCCAUGUGUUUGGGGGGUCUCCCACAUGCCUUUUGGCGAACACCAAACGUGUUUGCUUAUUUUUUUCUUUAAGCAAUGGCUUUUUUCUGGCCACUCUUCCGUAAAGCCCAGCUCUGUGGAGUGUACAGCUUAAAGUGGUCCUAUGGACAGAUACUCCAAUCCCCGCUGUGGAGCUUUGCAGCUCCUUCAGGAUUAUCUUUGGUCUCUUUGUUGCCUCUGAUUAAUGCCCUCCUUGCCUGGUCUGUGAGUUUUGGUGGGCGGCCCUCUCUUGGAAGGUUUGUUGUGGUGCCAUAUUCUUUCAAUUUUUUAAUAAUGGAUUUAAUGGUGCUCUGUGGGAUGUUCAAAGUUUCUGAUAUUUUUUUAAAUAAUCCAACCCUGAUCUGUACUUCUCCACAACUUUAUCCCUGACCUGUUUGGAGAGCUCCUUCUUCAUGGUGCCGCUUGCUUGGUGGUGCCCCUUGCUUAUUGGUGUUGCAGACUGGGGCUUUUGAGAACAGGUGUGUGUAUAUAUAUAUACUGAGAUCAUGUGACAGAUCAUGUGACACUUAGAUUGCACACGUGGACUUUUUUUAACUAAUUAUGUGACUUCUGAAGGUAAUUGGUUGCACCAGAUCUUAUUUAUUAUUAUCUGUUAUUUACCAGAUCUUAGCCUAUUUGUGUCUUUUUAGAGCAGGAAGACAAUCUGUGUCCACAGCCACAAUCAGACAAUCAGCUAAAAUAAAAUGCAUCAUUUGAAGAACAAAUCGUGGCGAGUCAUAAAAUAGUCCUGAUCAUAAAGACCUAGUCAAUAUCCAAAACAACUAACAAUAAACUGAAAUCAGACAUUUUGUUUAUUGUAAAAUCUUGUCUUUCUCAUCAAUGCCACAACUAAUUUCACCAAUCUGGGAGUUAAACUCAUAAAGUAUUGAAUCAUUUAGCUGUGUAUUUAGGAUGGAAUCAAGCCAUUAGAAUGUACCGGAGGCCACCAAAACAGAGCUUGUUCGAAAUAGAAAUCCCCUGGGGGGGGUCAUGCCCCCGGACCCCCCUACGCAGCCCAGAACGUCCUGGUUAGCUACGUUUCUAUUUGGCUGGCUACUACUGUGUACUGCCUUAUACUGACAGUAUUUUCUCUCUCUGUUUCUGCUUCUCUCUCUCUCUUUCUAUUUCUCCCUCUCUCCCCACCCCUGUCUCCCUCUCUCCUUCCCUGUCUCCCUCUCUCCCCACCCCUGUCUCCCUGCCUUCCCUCUUUCUGUCUAUCUGUCCCCCCCCACUCCCUUUCCUUCCCUCCAGACGGAGACGGUGGCUGGAGUAACUGGUCUCCGUGUAGUGUAACCUGUGGGAACGGGAACCAGAAGAGGACCAGGUCAUGUGGUUACGCCUGCAGCGCCACCGAGUCACGCACCUGUGACAUGCCAUCCUGCCCAGGUGAGGAGGGAGGGUGUAUGUGUGUGUGUGUGUGUGUGUGUGUGUGUGGAUCUAGGGUUGUAAUCAUUGUUCCUAACCAUAGAUAACAGUUGCAAUUAAAACCUACAUUUAUAUUGGACAAAUUCAGGUAGGUCCCUCUCCAUGUUGUAGUGUCAUCAGUUAAAUGUGCUUUUAAAGGUGUUUUCUACUUGAGUCGACAUCUGCAGCAUUUACUGCCGACAUGAUCUUCGUGAACAUCGGGGAAAUUGAAAAGUCUAUCGCUGUGCAAAGGUCAUUCUUCUGUGUUUGAAUCCGGCUUAGUUUACCAGCGCUGGGGUUUAUUAUGGAUCCCCAUUAGUUCCUGUCAAGGCAGCAGCUACUCUUCCUGGGGUUUAUUAUGGAUCCCCAUUAGUUCCUGCCAAGGCAGCAGCUACUCUUCCUGGGGUUUAUUAUGGAUCCCCAUUAGUUCCUGCCAAGGCAGCAGCUACUCUUCCUGGGGUUUAUUAUGGAACCCCAUUAGUUCCUGUCAAGACAGCAGCUACUCUUCCUGGGGUUUAUUAUGGAUCCCCAUUAGUUCCUGCCAAGGCAGCAGCUACUCUUCCUGGGGUUUAUUAUGGACCCAUUAGUUCCUGCCAAGGCAGCAGCUACUCUUCCUGGGGUUUAUUAUGGAUCCCCAUUAGUUCCUGCCAAGGCAGCAGCUACUCUUCCUGGGGUUUAUUAUGGAUCCCCAUUAAUUCCUGCCAAGGCAGCAGCUACUCUUCCUGGGGUCCAGCCAAAAUAAGGCAGUUAUAUACAGUUGAAAACAUUACAAUACAUUUCACAAUAGAUUUCACAACACAUUGUGGUCUCUCAGGCCACUACUCUACUACAUUUUAGUCAUUUAGCAGACGCUCUUAUCCAGAGCGACUUACAGUUAGUGAAUACAUAUUUUUUUUUUAUACUGGCCCCCCGUGGGAAUUGAACCCACUCUAUCAACUGAGCUACAUCCCUGCCGGCCAUUCCCUCCCCUACCCUGGACGACACUGGGCCAAUUGUGCGCCGCCCAUGAGUCUCCCGGUCGCGGCUGGCUGCGACAGAGCCUGGAUUCGAACCAGGAUCUCUAGUGGCACAGUUAGCAAUGCGAUGCAGUGCCUUAGACCACUGCGCCACUCAGGAGUACUACCACAUAUCUAAAACACAAAAUCCGUGUGUGUGUGUGUGUGUGUGUGUGUGUGUGUGUGUGUGUGUGUGAGAGAGAGAGUGUCUCUUAACAGUAUGCGCUGUUCCAAAAGGUGUAUUUGUAUCUGUUUUUUAAAUCUAAUUUUACUGCUUGCAUCAGUUACUUGAUGUGGAACAGAGUUCCACGUAGUCAUGGCUCUAUGUAGUACUGUGCGCCUUCCAUAGUCUGUUCUGGACUUGGGGACUGUGAAGAGACCUCUGGUGGCAUGUCUUGUGGGGUAUGCAUGGGUCCGAGCUGUGUGCUAGUAGUUUAAACAGACAGCUCGGUGUAUUCAACAUGUCAAUACCUCUCACAUACAAGUAGUGAUGAAGUCGAUCUCUCCUCUACUUUGAGCCAGGAGAGACUUACAUUAUUAAUGUUAGCUCUCCGUGUACAUUUUAAGGGCCAGCCGUGCUUCCCUGUUCUGGGUCAAUUGUAAUUUUCCUAAGUCCCUCUUUUGUGACACCUGACCACACGACUGGACAGUAGUCCAGGUGCGACAACUAGGGCCUGUAAGACCUGCCUUGUUGAUAGUCUUGUUAAGAAGCGCUUUAUUAUAGAUGUAAAGUGAUAAGUUUGUCUGUUGCAUCAUUCACUGGCCAUGUCUCUGUGUGCAGGUAUAGAAGAUGCGUUCGAGACAGCCGUCACUGAAGUCAGUCUGCGGGCUGGAACAGAUGAGUUCAACGCUACAGAGCUAUUUGGUGUCGGUAAGAUUCUUCUCUCAUUUACUAUUUGUUUUCAUCAUUUUUCACUUCAGAUCAUCCCUCCAUCGAUGUGUCAGGUUCUUCAAACGUGAUUCUAUUUAGCAUUAGUGUCCAGCUCAGGGUUGGGGUUCCAUGUCUAUUCAGUCAAUUCCAUGUCUAUUCAGUCAAUUCCAGUUCGAAUUUCAGUUUACUUCCUGAAUCUACUGAAUUGUAAUGGAUUUAACUUAACUCCAAACUCUGGUCCAUUCUUCCCAGAACAUUGAUUUGAGUGGGAAUGACUAUUAUCUAUUCUAGUCAUUCUAUUUCUAUGGUCCACCAUGCACAGCUCCGCCUUCCUGGACCUGCUGAUCAUUCCUCAGACCUUCACUGGGAUGGAGGAGGAGAAAGAGGAGGACAGGAAGAGCAGAGCAUGCUGGUCCCAAUAACAUGCUCUGCUCUGCGAUCUGAGUAACCAAUCUGGCCCAAAAAAACCAUGCUCUGCUCUGAUCUGGUCCCAAUCUGGUCCCAAAAUGCUGCUCUGAUCUGGUCCCAAUAACAUGCUUGACUCUGUCUGGUCCCAAAAACAUGCUCUGCCUCUGUCUGGUCCCAAUCUGGUACCAAUAACAUGCUCUGACUUGAUUGCCCAAAAACAUGCUCUGCUCUGAUCUGGUCCCAAUCUGGUCCCAAAAACAUGCUCUGCUCUGAUCUGGUCCCAAUAACAUGCUCUGCUCUGAUCUGGUCCCAAUCUGGUCCCAAUGACAUGCUCUGCUCUGAUCUAGUCCCAAUGACAUGCUCUGCUCUGCGAUCUGGUCCCAAUCUGGUCCCAAUAACAUGCUCUGCUCUGAUCUGGUCCCAAUCUGGUCCCAAUAACAUGCUCUGCUCUGAUCUGGUCCCAAUCUGGUCCCAAUAACAUGCUCUGCUCUGAUCUGGUCCCAAUAACAUGCUCUGCCCUGUGAUCUGGUCCCAAUAACAUGCUCAGCUCUGUGAUCUGGUCCCAACCUGGUCCCAAUAACAUGCUCUGCUCUGUGAUCUGGUCCCAAUCUGGUCCCAAUAACAUGCUCUGCUCUGGUCCCAAUCUGGUCCCAAUAACAUGCUCUGCUCUGCGAUCUGGUCCCAACCUGGUCCCAAUAACAUGCUCUGCUCUGUGAUCUGGUCCCAAUCUGGUCCCAAUAACAUGUUCUGCUCUGAUCUGGUCCCAAUCUGGUCCCAAUAACAUGCUCUGCUCUGAUCUGGUCCCAAUCUGGUCCCAAUAACAUGCUCUGCUCUGGAUCUGGUCCCAAUCUGGUCCCAAUAACAUGCUCUGCUCUGUGAUUUGGUCCCAAUAUGGUCCCAAUAACAUGCUCUGCUCUGUGAUCUGGUCCCAAUCUGGUCCCAAUAACAUGCUCUGCUCUGUGAUCUGGUCCCAAUCUGGUCCCAAUAACAUGCUCUGCAAUCUGGUCCCAAUAACAUGCUCUGCUCUGUGAUCUGGUCCCAAUCUGGUCCCAAUAACAUGCUCUGCCCUGCGAUCUGGUCCCAACCUGGUCCCAAUAACAUGCUCUGCCCUGCGAUCUGGUCCCAACCUGGUCCCAAAAACAUGCUCUGCGAUCUGGUCCCAAUCUGGUCCCAAUAACAUGCUCUGCCCUGCGAUCUGGUCCCAAUUUGGUCCCAAUGACAUGCUCUGCGAUCUGGUCCCAAUCUGGUCCCAAUAACAUGCUCUGCUCUGCGAUCUGGUCCCGAUCUGGUACCAAUCUGGUCCCAAUAACAUGCUCUGCCCUGCGAUCUGGUCCCAAUCUGGUCCCAAUAACAUGCGCUGCGAUCUGGUCCCAAUAACAUGCUCUGUGAUCUGGUCCCAAUCUGGUCCCAAUAACAUGCUCUGCGCUGCGAUCUGGUCCCAAUCUGGUCCCAAUAACAUGCUCUGCUCUGCGAUCUGGUCCCAAUGACAUGCUCUGCUCUGCGAUCUGGUCCCAAUCUGGUCCCAAUAACAUGCGCUGCGAUCUGGUCCCAAUAACAUGCUCUGCUCUGUGAUCUGGUCCCAAUCUGAGAGAGAGGCAAGUGAGAAGAUAGAGAGAGAGUAAAAGAGAUCUAGAUCCAGACUAACUAACUCUCUCUGAUCUCUUCCAGACACAGACAGCUGUAGAGAUAGAUCCAGACUAACUAACUCUCUUUGAUCCCUUCCAGACACAGACAGCUGUAGAGAUAGAUCCAGACUAACUAACUCUCUUUGAUCUCUUCCAGACACAGACAGCUGUGAACGCUGGAUGAACUGUAAGUCUGAGUUCCUGAAGAAAUACAUGACUAAAGUCUCCAACGACCUCCCCAGCUGCCCUUGCUCCUACCCCACCGAGGUGGCCUACAGCACGGCCGACGUCCCCGACCCGGCCACGCGCCGGGACUUCCGCUGGAAAGACGCCAGCGGCCCCAAGGAGAAGCUAGAGAUCUACAAACCCACGGCCCGGUACUGCAUCCGCUCCACGUUAACUCUAGAGUCCACGACUCUGGCCGCACAGCACUGCUGCUACGGUGACAACAUGAAGCUCAUCACCCGCGGAAAAGGAGCGGGAACGCCAAACCUCAUCAGCACGGAGUUCUCUGCCGACCUCCACUACAAGGUAGACAUCCUGCCCUGGAUCAUCUGUAAGGGGGACUGGAGCCGCUAUAACCAGGCCAGGCCACCUAGCAACGGGCAGAAGUGUCCGGACAACCCCCUGGAUGAGGAUUACCACAAACAGGUGGAGGAGGCAUGGGAGUUUUAG